Capsicum annuum is the source of this 2206-nucleotide messenger RNA. Its product is annotated as beta-galactosidase-like. The record is from RefSeq and is marked provisional. Lineage: Eukaryota; Viridiplantae; Streptophyta; Magnoliopsida; Solanales; Solanaceae. Gene Ontology annotation, molecular function: beta-galactosidase activity. Gene Ontology annotation, biological process: carbohydrate metabolic process. Gene Ontology annotation, cellular component: vacuole; cell wall.
CUGGUUCAAUUAAUAUGUGGCCUGAUCUUAUACAAAAGGCUAAAGAUGGAGGAUUGGAUGUUAUUGAAACUUAUGUUUUUUGGAAUGGACAUGAACCUUCACCUGGAAAAUACAAUUUUGAAGGAAGAUAUGAUCUUGUUAAGUUCAUCAAAUUGGUACAAGGCGCAGGACUUUAUGUCAAUCUACGUAUUGGUCCUUACAUUUGUGCUGAAUGGAACUUUGGGGGAUUACCUGUUUGGCUAAAAUAUGUGUCUGGCAUGGAAUUUAGAACAGACAAUCAGCCUUUCAAGGUGGCUAUGCAAGGAUUUGUACAGAAAAUAGUCAGCAUGAUGAAGUCAGAAAAAUUGUUUGAACCUCAAGGAGGACCAAUAAUAAUGGCACAGAUAGAAAAUGAAUAUGGACCAGUAGAAUGGGAAAUUGGUGCUCCUGGUAAAGCUUAUACAAAAUGGGCAGCACAAAUGGCUGUGGGUUUGAAAACUGAUGUCCCAUGGAUCAUGUGUAAACAAGAGGAUGCUCCUGAUCCCGUCAUUGAUACGUGCAAUGGGUUCUACUGCGAAGGGUUCCGUCCUAAUAAGCCUUACAAACCGAAAAUGUGGACAGAAGUUUGGACUGGAUGGUUUACAAAAUUUGGCGGUCCAAUUCCUCAACGGCCAGCUGAAGAUAUCGCGUUUUCAGUUGCAAGGUUUGUUCAGAACAACGGUUCAUACUUCAAUUACUACAUGUAUCACGGGGGAACAAAUUUUGGCCGGACAUCUUCAGGGCUUUUCAUCGCGACUAGCUAUGAUUAUGAUGCUCCUAUCGAUGAGUAUGGGCUUCUGAAUGAACCAAAGUACGGGCACCUGAGAGAGUUGCAUAAGGCGAUCAAGCAAUGUGAACCGGCUUUAGUUUCAUCGUAUCCCACGGUGACUAGUCUUGGUAGUAAUCAAGAGGCUCAUGUCUAUAGAUCGAAAUCUGGAGCUUGUGCUGCAUUCCUGUCCAACUAUGAUGCUAAAUAUUCAGUUCGAGUCAGCUUUCAGAAUUUGCCAUACGAUCUUCCUCCGUGGUCCAUCAGCAUUCUUCCCGACUGCAAAACUGUUGUUUAUAACACGGCAAAGGUUAGCUCCCAAGGCUCGAGCAUAAAGAUGACGCCUGCAGGUGGUGGAUUGUCUUGGCAGUCAUACAAUGAAGACACGCCGACUGCUGAUGACAGCGAUACACUUAGAGCUAACGGACUAUGGGAACAGAGAAACGUCACCAGAGAUUCAUCGGACUAUCUGUGGUACAUGACAGACAUAAACAUAGCAUCAAACGAAGGAUUUCUAAAGAGCGGAAAGGAUCCUUAUCUCACGGUUAUGUCGGCUGGUCAUGUGUUGCAUGUUUUCGUCAAUGGAAAACUUGCAGGAACUGUAUACGGGGCAUUGGAUAAUCCGAAACUUACAUACAGCGGCAAUGUGAAGCUAAAUGCCGGUAUAAACAAGAUUUCUCUUCUCAGUGUUUCCGUUGGUCUCCCGAACGUUGGCGUACAUUAUGAUACGUGGAAUGCAGGAGUUCUAGGUCCAGUCACGUUGAGCGGUCUCAAUGAGGGGUCACGAGACUUGGCGAAACAGAAAUGGUCCUAUAAGGUUGGUCUAAAAGGCGAAUCGCUAAGUCUUCACACGUUAAGUGGUAGUUCUUCUGUCGAAUGGGUUCAAGGUUCACUGGUGGCUCGAACACAACCCCUGACAUGGUACAAGGCAACAUUUAGCGCGCCUGGAGGAAAUGAACCGCUAGCUUUAGACAUGGCGAGUAUGGGGAAAGGUCAGAUAUGGAUCAAUGGUGAAGGCGUAGGUCGCCAUUGGCCUGGAUACGCAGCACAAGGCGACUGCAGCAAAUGCAGUUACGCUGGAACAUUCAACGAGAAGAAAUGUCAGACUAACUGCGGACAGCCUUCUCAGAGAUGGUAUCAUGUCCCGCGAUCGUGGCUGAAAACAAGUGGAAACUUGUUGGUAGUAUUUGAAGAAUGGGGUGGUGAUCCAACAGGAAUUUCUUUAGUAAGAAGAUCAAGAUAAAGAGCUUCAAAAGUAAAAAUGCAUACAAGAAGCUAACAAUGGAGGGUAUAUUUGCAAAUUGCAGAUGAAUAAAUCAUUUGAAGUACAUAAAUAAUUGAUAAAAGGUAUAUAAAAAAUACAUCAUGUAGCUUGGAAUCUCCAGAAAUGUUACAGCACCCGUGUUUUGGAUUCUCCGAAAA